AUGCUGACUCCGUCUUCGCCUGCAUCUGAUGCGGCUAUAAAGAUAGAGGCCGAGUCAAACUCCAAUGGUGAUGAACUGACUGCUCUAUACACUGUGGAUGACAUCUUUAUAGGUUGUAAGAUAUACGCUUCUAAAGAUGGAGACUUUCGAUUAGCAGAGAUUUUACAGAUACAUACCAAGAAAGGAAAGAAGGUGUUCUAUGUCCAUUUCCAGGAUUAUAACAAGAGAUUGGAUGAAUGGAUAGGAAGUGAUCGUAUAAACUUCAGUAAGGCCUUGAUACUACCUGAGCUCAAGGUUGAGAAAGAAGAGAAGAAAGAAAAGAAGUCCAAACUGAAGAAUUCCAAGAAUAAUUCUAAGAAUGAUAAACUGAAACAAGGCAAAGUCAGUGGGACUGCUACACCAUCGACUCCGGGUCAAGGGAAUACGGAGAUGUUAGAUUUGGAUAAUUUAAAUGUUCAAGGACUUAAAAGACCGGGUGAAGAGGUUAGUAGAGAAGAUGAAAUUAAAAAACUUCGGACUAGUGGAUCCAUGACUCAGAAUCAUCUGGAAGUUUCAAGAGUUAGAAACUUGGAUAGAAUCAUUUUAGGAGAACACAUUAUAGAACCAUGGUAUUUUUCUCCUUAUCCAGUUGAAUUAACUGAAGAAGAUGAUAUAUAUAUAUGUGAUUUUACAUUAUCAUAUUUUGGGUCUAGAAAGCAAUUUGAAAGAUUUAGAAAAAAGUGUUCUUUAAGACAUCCUCCGGGCAAUGAAAUAUAUCGAGAUUCCAGAGUGAGUUUCUGGGAAAUAGAUGGUAGAAAGCAACGUACCUGGUGUCGUAAUCUAUGCUUGUUAUCUAAACUAUUUCUUGAUCAUAAAACAUUAUAUUAUGAUGUUGAUCCGUUUUUGUUUUAUGUCAUGACUGUUAAAUCUUCUGAAGGUCAUCACAUAGUUGGAUAUUUUUCAAAGGAAAAGGAAAGUGCAGAUGGUUAUAAUGUUGCUUGUAUUUUAACCUUGCCUUGCUAUCAGAAGAAAGGUUAUGGUAAACUAUUGAUCCAGUUUUCGUAUAUGCUUUCAUACGUUGAGAAUAAAGUGGGUUCACCUGAAAAACCAUUAUCUGAUUUGGGGUUAUUGUCAUAUAGAGCUUUCUGGACAGACACAUUGGUCAAACUAUUGGUUGAACGGAACAGUCCUCAUUUAAUGCUAAAGAAUAAUCCAAAGGGCAAUUCCAUAGCAUCAUCAUCAUCAACUGCUUCAAAAGGGAAUAAUAAUGAGAUUACUAUAGAUGAGAUCUCAAGCAUGACAUGCAUGACAACUACAGAUAUCUUACAUACGUUGACGACGCUACAAAUGCUAAGGUAUUAUAAGGGCCAACAUAUCAUUGUAUUGACAGAAAAGAUCAUGGAUCUCUAUGAAAAGUUGGUAAAGAAGAUAAAGGAAAAGAAGAAGCAUGAACUUGAACCUUCACGACUUCAAUGGACACCUCCAUCGUUCACUGCAAGUCAACUUCGGUUUGGGUGGUAA
Molecule: messenger RNA, 1500 nt
Organism: Lizanozyma spartinae
Lineage: Eukaryota; Fungi; Ascomycota; Pichiomycetes; Serinales; Debaryomycetaceae
Gene: ESA1
Product: NuA4 histone acetyltransferase complex catalytic subunit
Exons: 1
Coding region: 1-1500 (499 amino acids)
Biological process (GO): regulation of DNA-templated transcription
Molecular function (GO): histone acetyltransferase activity
Source: RefSeq, a predicted model, not a curated record